Molecule: messenger RNA, 348 nt
Organism: Megalopta genalis
Lineage: Eukaryota; Metazoa; Arthropoda; Insecta; Hymenoptera; Halictidae
Gene: Tfb5
Product: transcription factor B5
Biological process (GO): nucleotide-excision repair, preincision complex assembly; nucleotide-excision repair; transcription initiation at RNA polymerase II promoter
Cellular component (GO): transcription factor TFIIH holo complex; transcription factor TFIIH core complex
Source: RefSeq, a predicted model, not a curated record
AUGACAUAAGUAAAUUCUAUGGCUAUGCAAUGCGUGCAUUAAGACAGCAUCGAAUCUAAUGUGUAACGAAAUUUUGUCUUUCUUUUUCUUUUCUAAGAAAAAGUCAUGGUAAAUGUUACAAAAGGAAUUUUGGUCGAAUGUGAUGCAGCUAUGAAGGAAUUCCUUUUACAUCUGGAUGAAACUUUUGCCUUAGGACGAAAAUUUAUAAUUCAAGAUUUGGAUGAAAAACACUUAUUUAUUUCUGCUGAUAUCUUAGAUACAUUACAAGCAAAAGUUGAUGAUCUUAUGGAUCAAAUAUCAUUUCCUUUAGCAGAAAAAGGAAUAUAAAUAUUACAUAAGAAAUAUUUC